Molecule: messenger RNA, 3392 nt
Organism: Cydia splendana
Lineage: Eukaryota; Metazoa; Arthropoda; Insecta; Lepidoptera; Tortricidae
Gene: Nemp
Product: nuclear envelope integral membrane protein
Exons: 8
Coding region: 179-1429 (416 amino acids)
Cellular component (GO): nuclear envelope
Source: RefSeq, a predicted model, not a curated record
AACGCAAACCGCCGAAGCUCGUCCUCAAAAUAGUCGUAUAUAACGUAACGAGAAUAAAACUAAACAACUAACAAGUUAAUCAAGCACGUUUUGACAAAAAUUCAAUGAGAAGUGCUAGUGCAUCGUGUUGAUAGUUAUAGAAAGACGGUUAUAUGCUUGUAUUAACAGUUAUUUUAACAUGGAGGGAUCACAACGCUUGCAAAUUUUGUUAUUGUUUGUGGUAUUUUCUCAAGCUCACUCCGUGCCGUAUGAUGUGCAUUGGUUGAGCGGCUCACAGACCAUAGACAGAGAUAUUUCAUCUACAAAACAAAAUAUAGACAUUUACUGUUAUCGAGGCACAUCCAAAAACAUCUUGGCUCUAUGGCUAACAGCUAAGUUCCACAUAAGGAUAAAGAAUGAUGAAUUCAGCCAAUACUUCGGCAGCAGCCCGGCCGAGGUGUACAAAGAGUACACGGAAGACAGCUACGGCUGGUCCGUGGUCAGUCCGUUCCAUAAGAGGACCUACAGGACGGUGGCUAUAGACCUGUUUAAUACCACCUGUAUGGCCAUCAAUACUAAACAUAGGCACAGUAUUGAGCUGCAGAUUAUUAGGGUGGACAUUUGGCGCGUACUGCUAAUGUUCCUGGGCGCGUGCACCGUGUUCUCAUCGCGUGCGCUCAGCGGGAACCCGGUGUUCUUCUACUUGUGCGGGGUUCUCGUGGGCGUGUCAGCUUCGUUCAUGGUGCUGGUGUAUUAUAUCAGCAGACUUCUACCUAGGAAAACCUUAACAUACGGCGUGCUGAUCGGCGGUUGGACGGUCGGCGUGUACAUCUUCCAGCAAGUAUGGGAGAACAUCCGGAACAUUCUCCUGACACACCAGACGUAUCUGUUCUGGUACACGCUGGUCGUGGGCUUCAUCAGCUUCCUGGUGUGCUACAGGGUGGGACCGCCGAGGAAUCAACGGAGCAAGAACCUUGUCAUGUGGACGUUACAGGGCAUCGGCGUCCUAAUGAUGUUCUUCAGCAGCGAGUAUCAAGAGGCUUCCACGGCCGUGGUAGCCGUUUGUCUCACAGUAAAAUACUUCCCGCAGUCCGUGCUCAACUCUGUUUAUGGAUAUUGGCGACGCAAGUUCCCGCCGAAGCCGCGACUGCUGACGAGUGAAGAGUACUACGAGGAGGGAGCGAGAGAGACGAAGCAAGCUCUCGAGAGUUUGAGGAAGUACUGUUCGAGUCCGGACUGUGCGCAGUGGAGGAUUAUGCUCCAACUUAAUGACUCUAAAAGAUUUGCAUCAUUCGUCGAAGGAGACUCCCACUUAAGCGACGAGGAGAUCCUCGACUACGAAUCCUACGCGUUCUCGACGGAACCCCGACGGAAGCCCGUCGCCAACUCCACCAGAAUAGCCCCCCUGGACAUCUCGGACGAUGACGAUAUCACGGACGAUGAAAUUUGAACUUUACGGUGUAAGGUAUAAGACUGAUUGUUUGUUAGCUAGUUGAGUCUAGUCGUAUUGACGCAAGUAAUGCAUUUGCCUUCAGAACUUCGGUUGUAGCAUGGUCACAUUUUUAUCGCCUGUCACGUUCUAACAAGUAAGUGCGAAAGUAACAGGUGAUAAGAAUCCUACCAUUCUAACGCCGCUGGUCAAGCUUUUAAUUUUAAGAUAACAAUCUUUUUUAGGGUUCUGUGAAUUGGAACUCUUAUAGUUUCAUGUCGGUCUGUCUAUCCGUCCGCAUAGCUCCCUAUUUCACAGAAAAGAAACUAUUAGGCAUGAAAUUAGGGAGGUAGUUUGCCUAGGUUCAAUUCUUAAAAAAUCUAUUUCCAUUUGACCACACCAGUCCCUAUACGUGGGCCAUACUGAAAGUUUCUGGAUUCUGAUAUAUGAGACUACUUAUUUUUUCUAAGUGGCCAGUCCAGGAAUUUUCAGUAUGCCCUAAGUAUAACCUUAAAAAUAACUUGACUUUAAAAAUAACCUUGGGUUUUUAAUGAUUUUUUUUCGUAGGUGCAUAGACCUAACCCUACCUACCUAUUUUUAUUUUUUCUGUGAUUGACGUUUGCGCUUAAUGACAUAAAGAUCUUUGUUUGUCUCGUUUUUGUAAUUAUUUUUGUAAUUUUAGAUAAGUAUGCUAACUAAUAUCAUAGUCCCAUUAAAAUGGAAGAAUAAAACAUAUAUUAGUGUUUCUGCUCGUGUUUUUAAUUUUACUUUAUUUAUAGUACUGUUAGUAGUGUUCCCUUUUUUCUUUUAUAGCUUUGUUGUCUUUCAACAUUUCACGAUUAAAUCAGUAAACCUACAACAAUCCUGAAAUCUUCGAUAAAUUUAAUAUUUUUGUUCAUAGUUAAGGCCUUAAAAUUCAUUAAUUUUACUAACCCCUUACUGCAUGUAAAAAUAUUUGUUUUAAUUUGAACUUUAAUAGCUGUCAAUAGAGUUGAAUAUCAUAUCCGCCAUAUAUAGCUUCGUGUGCGGUAAAGGGUUAAAUUAUAUAUCAUCAAAUUCAUUGUGUUACAAAAAUAACCCAUAUGUAAUAAAAAAUAUUUGUUUAAAUUUGAACUUUAAUAGCUGUCAAUAGAGUUGAAUAGCAUAUCCGCCAUAUAUAGCUACGUAUGCGGUAAAGGGUUAAAUUAUAUAUCAUCAAAUUCAUUGUGUUACAAAAAUAACCCAUAUGUAAUAAAAAAUAUUUGUUUAAAUUUGAACUUUAAUAGCUGUCAAUAGAGUUGAAUAGCAUAUCCGCCAUAUAUAGCUACGUAUGCGGUAAAGGGUUAAAUUAUAUAUCAUCAAAUUCAUUGUGUUACAAAAAUACCCCAUAUAUGUACAUACAUAAAUGUAUGAAAAACUAAUAUCUUAUCUAAAGAGAGGACGCUUACCACAAAUAAUUUCGUACAUUGAUCCGGCUGUCCCUAUCUCUAUUGCACGCGCAUAAUUAUAUUGCUGUCUCGCACGCACAGUGUCAUUGACCGCCGAUUUACGCCCAUUAUACCCCGGCCACACACUCGACGAGUGGUAAGGAAGUAGAGAGGGAAGUAUGCAGUAUGGCGGCCGAUGACGAGUGGCGCGGCCACACUACGUCUCUGCCUACUUCUCGUGCCACUCGUCGAGCAUGUGGCCGAGGUAUUAGGGCGGGACAGAAAUAUAUUUCUUUCCUUGUACUGGUUUUACAAGUGUUAUUUUUUCUUUGUUGUUUAAUUUCGUCCUCGUGUUUUGCCGAUUUUGGUCAAUUUUCUCUGAUGGCGUAUGAAAUCAAACAUGCAAUGAAAAUAAAAACAAACAUAACUAGUUAGUAAUAAUUUAAUUGUAUAAAAUCCUUGUUGAUUUGUAAAAUAAUUGUGUCUUAGGCUAGCACCAUUUAAUUAUAAGAAUAAUUUUAUUAAAUUUCUCUUAAAAAUAUCUCGUCAAGUGCACUUCAAUUGAUCCUCAUUAUUAA